AUGGAUGACAUAUUCACAAACCCUUUUAGUGAUAUGUAUGGUUUCACUGUAAGCUCAGGAGGAUCAGGAAAUCCAGAAAAUGAUGAUUCUACAUCAAACAAUACCAACACAAAUCAAAUCAAAGAGAAAAGGAAGGAAGCAUGGGAAUCAGAAAGUGCGUUUGGAACUUUUAAUCGUCCUCCAAAGUUAAUGGCUAUUGAAGAUUAUACAAGAUGGGCAAUAAAAUUUGAAGAAUGGUUGAUGGCGUUUGCUUUCCCCAGCUGGAAAAGCAUGAAAAGUGGGUAUGCUGCGGGUAAAAACAAUGGUGAAGUAUUGAGAAGUAAUGAAGAGAUUGAUCUAUUCGUUGCUGAACAGAAAUGUGUAGCACUACUAUUUCAAUCUGUCAGGGAAGAUAUUAUUUCACUAAUCAGCUACACCAACGCCAAAGAUUUGUGGGAUAAACUGGGAAAGAAAUGUCUGGGAAGUAAAGAAAUCUUAAAGAACAAAACUAAACUACUAAAAAAGGAGUUUGAUAUGUUCAGUUGUUUCAAAAAUGAGUCAGUCUGCAAAAUGAUCGAACGUUUUGGUCAUCUUAAAUUGGAACUUGCACGUCAUGAUAUCAAAUAUCCUGAUGAGGAGAUAGUUGAUAAAUUGUUCGAUUCUUUACCAGAUGAAAUGGACUGGAGGUACUAUGCUUUGAUGUUGAAAAACACCAUUCCUCCAGAAGAACUAAAACCAGAUGUAGUGAUUGAACGACUGGAAAGCCAUGAGCUAGAAUUAAAGAAAACGUACAAAGUCAAUCAUUCAUAUCAACAAAAUCCAGAACUAUACUAUCCCAAAAGUUUGAUGCCCAAAGCCUCAUCACCGAAAACUGCAUUUUCUGCCGAAAACAUAUCUCCAGUUCCUAAAGAAAAUCAAAGCAACUCAAACAAAGAAAGUCACAGUGGAUAUCAUAGUGGGUCUACUUCUAUUCCUACUGCCUCGACAAAUCGUUCUGAUUCAAAGUUCUCAUGUAAUAUUGCUGUUGAUCUGAAAAAUGCACAAAACUUUGAUGAAGAAUCUGUGAAGCAACAGAUGGUGUUUCUAGCAUCUGUGCUAGAAUCAUAUGAGGGGCUGAUUGCUGGAAAGAUUGGGAAUACUAAUCUGACAAAAGAAGACUAUGAUCAGAUAGAUCCCGAAGAGAUGGAGUUAAUUGAUAUCCAAUGGGCAAUGGCGAGUGCAAAAGGCCACUUCAAACGAGAAUGCAGAAAUGCAUAUGUUGAAGAAUCUGAGAAUCCAUUCAAGGAUGACUACUACAAGAAAGCUAUCUAUCAUCAGAAUAAGUCCGAACCGCCAAGAAUAAAGCAAUCUGAAGACAACAAAGGAAAAUCUAGAGCCUUGGCAGUGAUUUACGAUGAUGAAGGAUAUGAUUGGAGUAAGGAAGUAUUACCUGAAGAUGAUGCUAUUGGUUAUGCUUUUAUGGCGAGUCAUAAUGAACCAAUUCAAUGGAAGGAUAAUCGUACAGAACAACAAAAGUACGAAUAUCGAAAAAUGGUUGCUGAAGCAAAGAUCAUCCGACUCUCAGGUAUUUAUGAGGAAGCUACACGUGCAAACCGAUGGGAUCCAGAUAGAGAGUGUUAUUUGGAUGAAUAUGGUAACAUUGCUGUCGACUACAAGAAGAUAGACAUUGAAGCCAUUAUCCAAGAAUACAAAGAAGAGGAUGAGUACUGGCAACACAAAUGGUGGGGUACACCAACAUCGAAAAUGAUCGAGGAAGAAAGAGAGAAAGAAAGAAGAGAAAAGGAGAAGAUAGAAGAACCUGUGAAAAUUGACACCGGGUUGAUCAACACUGCACAGGAGAUGACAGCUGAAAACUUGAGAGAAAUGGCUGAUAAAGUGCUUGCUGUCAAAGCACUUGAGGUAGAUUCUACUCCUAAUUCUGAGUCAAAGAAACAGGUCAGUCAAACUAAGUCAUCAACUGUGUCAGUGGUUGAUGGAAUUGUUAGCGUUGAUGCAGAAACCACUGUGGAUGAUGAUGAUAAACAAUCUGCAAUGGGACGAGGAAGAGACACUAACAAAGGACACAAUGUUCCAAGUGCAAUUGAUGAGGUCUCUACAAAAGGAACAGAAGCAGAAAAAAUGGCUGAGUGCUUAAGAAAAAGCAGAAUUGCUAAGGCAUUGUCUGAUACAACAAUAGUUUAUGAAUCUCAUGUUAGAAGAUUUUGGGACACUGCAAGGUUUGAAGAAAAGGAUAAUAAAAUUCAUGCAGUAGUCAAGAAGAAAGAUGAAAACAACAAGGAUAUUGAUGUUGAAGUAGUGUUUGGAGUAGAGGACAUAAGAAGGGUUCUUGAUUUACAAGAUUCUGACAAUGAUCCAACGAUCAUGUCAGAACGUCUUGCUAAAGGGCUAUGGUGUAGAUUGGGAUUUUCUUCACACAUCAACGGAAAAAUGUUCAAAAGGAGUUUCUCGAAACAAUACAGAUACUUAAUGCAUUGCUUAGUGCAUUCCCUAUCUCACAGAAAGGGAGCCUAUGAUGAGGUGUCUGACUACAUAAUGAACAUUGUUGUAAAAAAUUGCUUAGCUGGGAAAGACAAAUACAUUAUGUACCCAAGAUUCAUUAUGAUGAUCUUGGAUGACAAAGUUAAGGAUUUGCCAAAGAAUAAUGAUGAUAUUAUGAAAAUGGCUGAAGUGAAUAAGACUGCUAUUCUGAGAAUCACAAAGGAGAAGGAUGAUAAAACAAAAGAGUUGAUCUGUGCAUUAAAGGAUGAAGCAUACAUAGCUCCUGAAAAUGAUAAAUGGAGACAUGACAAUAGUGAUUCAGACAAUGAAGACAAUAAGAUGAGGUCUUCUGAAGAACCUCAAAGAAAGCUAAUUGAUGAACCUGUCAUAGAACCGAGGGAGGUGGUUGAUAAAGGUGUUGGUUUAAAAGAGACUUUGGAAAGCUAUUUUAAAAAGCAUGAAGAGGCUGAACAAGCACAAGCUCAAAAGAAAGUGGGUCAAGAAGAGGAAGCUCAAAAGAACUCCAGUAAUGAAGAUUCAGAAGAAACUUUAUCUGAAUCUGAACUGGUCAAAGAGACAGUGGGAAAAGGAAAGGUACAACUGAAGAAAAGACCUUUAAAGAAAAGAAAGAAUUCUGAAGAUGAAGAUUCACCGUACAAUCCUGAGGAUUCCCAGAAAAACAGAAAGAAAAGAAAAGCUACUCGCAGCGGUGAUAUUCCAAGAGUGGUUAGAGCAAAGAAACAGAAUGCUAAAUCACAAAAAGAGAAGGAAGGAAAGAAGAAACAGGACACUGCUGAAACUAGUCCUGUAGUUGAGAUACCAAAAGAAGAUCCUUUAACAGAAAUUCCAAUAGAAACACAAACUUCUUAUGAUGAUUAUGUGGAAAUCACCGGAGUCAAAUUUGCUAAACAAACAUCUGAUCGUCAUGAUAUUCCAGAAUCAUCACAACGAAAGACAGAUUAUUUCAACUUAGAUUUUGAUAGCUUGGGUGGUGCUACUGGAGAUUUCUUUAAAGAUAUACCAGAUAGUGAAGGAGACCUAUUUCAUGAUAAAAAGAUGAAAGAAUUGGAAGAAAAAGUUAAAGCCUUGGAAAAAGAAAAGGAAGAAAACGAAGCUGUACAAAUAAAGUUGAAGGAAAUGAUUGAUGAGUUGGAGAAACGGCAUGAAGACGUAAUGGAUGCAGUGCUUACAAAAGAUGAGAAAUUGAAUGAAAUGAAGGAAGAUAUAAAAGAUAAUGCAGAAGUUAUUAGCGCACUUACUGAUGAAAUUGCUGCAUUGAACGCCAAAGUCAAAGACUUGCAGAAUAUCAAUCAGACUUUGAAUCAACUCUUAAAUGAGAUGAAUGAAGCUUCGACAAAUGAAAUGAAGGCAAUGAAGCUAGAGAUGGAAGCUAUGAGAGCAGAUAAGGUGAUGAAAGAUAAGCAACUAGAAAUACUUACGGCUGUGAUUGAAGCACAUCUGAAGGUGAACAUCCACGAGGCUUUUGAUCAAGUUGACAUUAUCAAGGCAAAUGAAAGAAGGAAAGAAAGAGAAAGACAGCUUGCUGAAGAAGCUAACCUGAAAAAUAAAGGCAUAGCAGAGGAAGUUGAAGUUGUUGGAUCUUCACAAAAUCAACUUGAUGUAGGUGGAUCAUCUUCUCAACCAGAAAUUGAAAUGGUGGAUGCUCAAGAUGUUACAGUAAAUGAUGAAGAAAUGGUGGAAGCAGAAAAUGAAGCAGUUCAUGAACCAGAGUUUAUUAUGGUUGGUGAAUCUGUAGAACCUAUUAUUCCGGAGAAUGUUUUGAGAGACGUUCAAAUCAUACAAAGAAAGAAAAAGGCUAAAGAAGUAUUACUACUGGAGUACUCUACCGACAAGUUUGUAUUAGUUGGAAAAGCCUAUAGAGUGCCCUAUAGUGAAGAAGAAUCUGCAAAGCUGUUAAGAUUUUUUGAAUUAAAGUAUCAAGGGAAGAUAGCUAGAGGAGAAGUGGAAGAAGAAUCUGAUAGUGAUUUUUGGGAGGAAGAAGAUGAAGAUGAUGAUAAAGAUGAUAAAGCAGACGAUAAAUCCGAUGAUGAUGAUAAGCCUGAUGAUGAUGAUGAUCAAGGCACAUCGGGUUUGCUAAUCAAUGAUCCAUCCGUUCAAAAUAAAGUAAAUGAACUCAUGAAUGAUGAAGUGAAUGAACAGAAUGAUGAUGCAGAGUGUGAAGGGUCAUCUUCUGGAAACCAAUCCGGUGAUCAGGUACAUCAACUCACAUCUACUUUUAUUUCUUUUUCUGAAUAUCAUCAAGGAGAAGUAGAUAUUAUCAGAACAAGAGCUGAAAUGCUUGAGGAGUUGGGGUUAGAAGAUGGGAAGUUUAAAUUUGAUAUCGAAGAUGAAAUCCCAGAGUCUCCGAUUAAGAACUUUGAACCACAAUUUCCACUUGAAGCAGAAUUUUAUGAUAAUGUGACCAUAGAGACUGAUUCAGAUUCGGAAGAAGAAAGAAUAGAUUUUCACUAUGAAGGUGAAGACAUGGCAUUUCCUACAUUCACAGAGUUAUUUGAAGACAUGAAUGCAGAAUUAUUGAAAAGAAAAAUUGAAGAAAGAGUUGCAUCUGCUGAUAUGCCUGAACCAGUUCCAAGAGAAAUUUCUGCUGAAGAGAGAAAGAAAUGGUUCAGAUCAAUGCCAAAGGAAAGAAAGCCUCUUAGAGCCCUACAGUGCAUUUCUGAUCUUGCUACUUUACCUUGGUGGGACGUAGAUGAAUUGGUGGUUACAAAGAAUAUUAAACAACUCUACUACGGUCCUGAAGUAAAACAGAGAGACCAGAAGCUGUGGAAUUACAUCAAGUAUCAAGCAACGAUCAAUUAUCCAGAUUGGAAACCACAGUUUCCUAAAAGAAUUGUGAAGUAUACAGCUAAAGGUGAGAAGGACGUUACUCUUGAUGUCAAACCGCCAAAAUGUUUGAAGAGCAUGCCUUUAAGGGCUAUUGAGCAGGAUUUCUAUGAUUUAUUUCAAGCAUGGCUCUAUAAUCCUUCUACUGCUGAAGCUGUGAUCUCUUUGUACGAUAAAGACACUGGUGAAGCUAGGAAAAUUUGUAUUCUAGACCCGAUGUGGCUGGUAAAUUGCUCAAAGAAAGACAUAGAUUGCUUGUUUGUCAACAAGAUAAUCUAUGACAAGAAAGACAAAGCCAUUGCUCAGCAGUACCAGAGUGUAGUUGAUGUCUGUUUUGCUAAAGAAAUCAACUCUGGUAAGAACUGGAAAACCUCAUGGAGAGAACUAGAGGUUGAUGAGUUUCUAAAGGUGUACAAGAGAAGUUUAAGAUCCAAGGAAAUUCAGAGAAAAGCUGCUGAAAGAGGAAGACGAAAUCUUGGAUUUGUACCUCCUACUGAUCAGACACCCAUAGAGUCUGAAGAGAACAAGAUCCCUAAGUGGGACAGAAAAAGAGAUGGAGAUCCAGUGUACAGAAAUUGGUGGAUAACAGAGGGAAGACAUAAGAGAAGACAAAUGUUAGCUGAUCGAGAAGAGAAGAGAAAACAAAAGGCACGAGAUAGAAGACGCAACAGGAGACUAUUGAACAUGGAAAUCAUAUGUCUUUCUGUAUCUGUAUAUGAUUUGCUGGAUUCCGCACAGCAAUCAUAG
Messenger RNA from Helianthus annuus (common sunflower), 6048 nucleotides. RefSeq lists its product as uncharacterized. The transcript has 8 exons. Lineage: Eukaryota; Viridiplantae; Streptophyta; Magnoliopsida; Asterales; Asteraceae. The record is from RefSeq and is a predicted model, not a curated record. The coding region runs from base 1 to 6048 and encodes 2015 amino acids.